AUGUCACUUUCACCCAAAUUAGAAGAAAUUGUCAGCUCAAUUGAAAAAUCAUUUGAAAUUAAAGAUGAUUUUUUAGUCAAGGCAACUGAGUAUUUCAUUGAAUCAAUGAAUGUUGGUUUGGAAUCACCAAAACCUUCAAAAGAUGUCAUGCCUAUGAUUCCAACCUAUGUUACCUCAAUUCCAACUGGGAAAGAAGUAGGGUUAUAUUUGGCAGCUGAUUUAGGUGGGACUAAUUUCAGAGUUUGUUCAAUUGACUUGAAAGGUGACCACACAUUUUCCAUGAAACAAAGCAAGUAUCGAAUCCCUGUGGAUUUGAUGAAAGCAGAAAAGUCCAAUGAUUUAUUUGGUUUUUUGGCAAAGAAAGUCCAAUCUUUCUUACUUGAAAACCAUUCGGAAGCCUGUACUGCAAAAAACACCGAGCCCCUCAAGUUGGGUUUCACUUUCUCUUUCCCUGUUAAUCAAACUGCAUUGAAUCGUGGAACAUUAAUCAGAUGGACCAAAGGUUUUGAUAUCCCUGAUACUGUUGACCGUGAUGUUGUUGAGUUAUUACAAGCAAAUUUGACUAUCUUGGAAGUCAAUGUCAAAGUUGUCGCAAUUGCAAACGAUACUGUUGGUACUUUGCUUACUGCUGCUUACUCCAAUGACUCAGCAAAGACAAACAGAAACACAAUCAUUGGUUGUAUUUUUGGUACAGGAACUAAUGGUGCUUAUUUCGAGUCAAAAAUUCCCAAAUUAUCCAGUUCGACUGGCAAAAGCCAAGGUAUGGUCAUCAACACAGAAUGGGGUUCAUUUGACAACGGCUUAAAGAUCUUGCCUUCCACUGAGUUUGAUGAAAUUGUCGAUUCCGAAACCGCUAACCCUGGUUAUCACUUGUUUGAAAAGAGAAUCAGUGGAAUGUUUUUGGGAGAGAUUUUGAGGGUUGCUUUAAUUCAUUUAUUCAAAAAGGGAUUGAUUUUCCAAGAGUUGUACAAGGCAAGAGGCGGAUCUUUGCCACACAGAAUUGAAGAGCCAUGGUUGUUGGAUGCUGAAGUGUUGUCUUAUCUCCAGAUUGAUGACUCCACUGAUUUGAAAACGUCAGGUCUUAUUCUCCAAAAUGUUCUCAGAUUGGAAACCAACAAGGAGGAACGUGAAGUUAUUCAACGUUUGACAAGAGCUAUUUCUCAGAGAGCUGCCCAUUUGUCUGCGAUCCCAAUUGCAGCUAUAGCCAAAAAAGUGAAAGACCAAUAUAAGGAUGAUGAUAGAGACUUUGAGGUUGGUUGUGAUGGUUCUGUGAUUGAAUUUUAUCCAGGAUUCAGACAAGCAGUGUUGGAGUCAAUUGAAAAAAUCAAUCCUUUGAAGGGCACCAAUAAAAAGAUUCAUUUGAAGAUCGCCAAAGAUGGGUCAGGCGUUGGUGCAGCAUUGUGUGCCAGUACCGCAUAG
This is a messenger RNA of Candida albicans SC5314, 1419 nucleotides long. RefSeq names its product glucokinase (gene GLK1). Gene Ontology annotation, molecular function: ATP binding; mannokinase activity; fructokinase activity. Gene Ontology annotation, biological process: glucose 6-phosphate metabolic process; glycolytic process; intracellular glucose homeostasis. The coding region runs from base 1 to 1419 and encodes 472 amino acids. Gene Ontology annotation, cellular component: mitochondrion; cytosol. Lineage: Eukaryota; Fungi; Ascomycota; Pichiomycetes; Serinales; Debaryomycetaceae. The record is from RefSeq and is a predicted model, not a curated record. The transcript has a single exon.